UCCAAUCAUCAUGAGAUCAUAACAUCAUCAUCAACAACCAAUGGUAAUAAUCCAUUGGCAAUGUCUAAUGCUGCCGCAGCUGCAGCCGCUUUAUUAGCUGCAAAUUUUCAACAGAUUCAUCCUCAAAGUAUUGCGGCAGCAGCAGCCGCUGCAGCUGCUGCUACAUCAUCACCAUCAUCAGUUGGUAGUGCACCGGUUUCAUCAAAUCAAAUACCCGGUAAUGUAGUUCCAGGUGGACCUAUUAGUAAUCUUCGUAUUGCUUUAUCGGCUACUGGAUCAUCUAAUCGAAAAUCACCAAACGUAUCACCAAGUAUGUUGGCAACGAUUGCUGCAGCUAAUGGUCUCAAUAUCAAUAUGGACGCUAUUCGACCACAUAAAUGUCAUUGGCCUGAAUGUAAAUUUGCGACCAAAGAUCGAAAAACAUUACGUACACAUAUGAGAAUACAUACAAAAGAAAAACCAUUCAAAUGUUCAUUUCCAAAUUGUAGCUAUGAAACGGGAGAUCCUUCAAAUUAUCGAAAACAUAAACGUCGUCAUAUUGCACAUACAAUAUUUGCUUGUGAUUAUGAAGGCUGUAAUUUUACUACGAACAAGCCUGAUUUUAUGCAAAGUCACAUUGCCAUCCAUAAAGGAUUAAAACCAUUCUUGUGCGAUUUUGAAAAUUGUUCCUCAUCAUUUUAUACAAGAUCAAAAUUGGAAGCACAUCGCCGUAAACAUCUUGCAUCGGGAGAAUUUCCAAUGUCAUUAACACAUGUAGAAGAUAAAGAUAAACCAAUAGUUUGUACCUAUCCAAAUUGUGGUAAACGUUUCAUCAAUGCUGCAGGUUUAGCUGGCCAUGAAGUAACACAUUUGGCAACACAUAAUAAAUAUGGUGCUUUUCUUGCUGAACAUGAACGUGAAAAACCAGUGGUUUGUAAUUUUCCAAAUUGUGGUAAACGAUUUCUUAAUACGGCUGGAUUAGCUGGUCAUGAAGUGACACAUCGGAAUUUUAUUAGCCAGAAUAUGGGAGCCAUAUUUAAGAAUUUAAGCUUUAAUCAAUUGAAAUCAUUAGGAAUAUUUUCCGUUGCUAAUAUGAAACAACAACAACAACAACAACAACAACAGCAGCAGCAACAACAACAACAACAAAGUCAACAAAAUGGAUCAACUUCACAACAACAACAUUUACAACAACUUCAAACACAAUUGUUAUUAUCAGCAGUACAGAAAGGAAAUCAAUUAGUUCAAACAGCAGAAUCACAGCAAAAAAAAUCAUUAUCAGGAGGUAAACCAGGCGAAGUUAUUGUCCUAGAUAUUUGAUCAAUUUUUUUUAAA
Molecule: messenger RNA, 1314 nt
Organism: Dermatophagoides farinae (American house dust mite)
Lineage: Eukaryota; Metazoa; Arthropoda; Arachnida; Sarcoptiformes; Pyroglyphidae
Source: RefSeq, a predicted model, not a curated record